Messenger RNA from Phaethon lepturus (White-tailed tropicbird), 631 nucleotides. It is a transcript of the gene GP9, whose product is annotated as glycoprotein IX (platelet). The coding region runs from base 47 to 631 and encodes 194 amino acids. NCBI's taxonomy places the organism in Eukaryota, Metazoa, Chordata, Aves, Phaethontiformes, Phaethontidae. The record is from RefSeq and is a predicted model, not a curated record. The transcript has 2 exons.
CCAAGCAGAGGGAAAGGAAUCAAGCGUGAGUAAAUACGGUUGAAGCAUGAACAAGACAGAAUUCAUCACUGUUGCAGCAUUUGCCGUAUCGUUGCUGUUCCACAUGACCCAAACUGAAGUCUGUCCUCCCUCCUGCAAUUGUAAGUCUCUGGGAGAAAUGAAGGGUUUGCAAAUAGACUGCAGCUCAAGGAAGCUGACGGAAGUGCCUGCCUUGCCCGUUAACACCAAGAGGCUUUAUCUACAGAACAACAGCCUGACCUCAGUUCCUCCUGGUGCCUUGGACAGCUUGCUCAGCCUGGAGGAAGUGAAAAUAUCUGACAAUCCUUGGAACUGUGACUGUCAUAUUCUGUACCUAAAACUCUGGUUAGAAGAUGUCUCUGCACCCUCUCUUGCAAACAUCAGAUGCGCAACCCCAGCUCCCGUGAGGAUGAAGCCCUUGAGCCAGCUGACUGGGAAUGAACUGGGGAUUUGUAAGAGGCUUCUCCCAAUCAAGUGUCUUGAGUUCUUUUGGCGAGACCUCAUUUUAAUUGCUGGAGCAAUAAUUACACUUAUUUUAGUAGCAUGGGCUCUGAAAUUCUCAAAAAAGCUGGUCUGCCAAAUAAACCUAAGCCAAUAUGACUCUAGGGGCUGA